UGUCAGCCGCCCGGGCUGCUACAGUCUCUUCUGGCCCUCGCGUCCCGGGCGAUCGCCGCUGUCGGGACCUGGGCGGCUGCGGCCACCAUGAUACAUUUCAUCUUGCUCUUCAGUCGACAAGGGAAGCUGCGGCUGCAGAAAUGGUAUACCACGCUCCCUGACAAGGAGAGGAAGAAGAUCACGCGGGAGAUCAUCCAGACUGUCCUCUCUCGCGGGCACAGGACCAGUAGCUUCAUUGACUGGAAGGAGCUGAAACUUGUUUAUAAAAGGUAUGCUAGUUUAUAUUUUUGCUGUGCAAUAGAAAAUCAAGACAAUGAGCUCUUGACACUAGAGAUUGUUCAUCGUUAUGUGGAGUUGCUGGAUAAAUACUUUGGAAAUGUCUGUGAGCUGGAUAUUAUCUUUAAUUUUGAGAAAGCAUAUUUCAUCCUUGAUGAGUUUAUAAUAGGUGGAGAAAUUCAGGAAACAUCCAAGAAAACGGCAGUCAAGGCCAUUGAAGACUCUGAUAUGUUACAAGAGGUCAAGAACCAAGAGGAUUUCAAGAAUUAUAAAGUACCUUUUUAAAACUGGUGCUAAAGUCAUUCUUCCUGCUAUUUGGAAAUAAGAGACUGGUUAAGUUAAUAAGACAUUAGGCAUGAUUUCUCAGCAACUAUCUUGGCAGUACUGUGAGCUGAUUACUUACUUCUACCCAUGGAGAGACUCCAUCCUCAGACAAUGGAAGAAUACAUGAACAAGCCCACAUUUUAAGUGUACAGUCUACUAGAAGAUUCUGAGUGCUCCAUGCUGUGACCCUGAAAACAAGCAACUUGCUGCAUCCAGGCUCCACACGGCCUCUGGCACCAUGCCAAAAAUGACUUAAAGGGAUUCUGUGUAAGCAAGCAAAGUUAAAGUUGUUAGCAUAAUGUCCUUAUGUUUGCUUCAUCUAUUAUACUAUGUAUCAGUGCUCACUGUGGCUCUAGGUGUUUCAAGUAGUUGCUGCAGAUUGAAUAGCUGCUUGCAGUGUUUUAAGUCCUUGUGGUAUUUUUAAGAUAAUUUCAAAUAUUGGUUGCAAUAUGAUAAUUUUUGUUGCCAUUUGAUCUUCUACUUGUAGACUGACAACUGCUUUGUGGACAACACACAAUUUUGAAUGUAAAGUAUAUUUUAUAUAGUGAAUGCCUUUCUUAAAUGUUUUAAAAUGUACAUAAAUUAAGUAUAUGUUAAUAGCUCAGAUUUCAUACAUGAUGCUAGAUGUUUUUUUAGUAUGUUCAAUGCUACUAUAAUUUCAGGUCAGAUACAAUGUAUUAUGACUUUAAUGUCUUGAAUUCAACUUUUUUUUUUUGAAUUGGGAUAAAACUUCAUAAGAGAUUUUGAUGUCUUAGAAGGUGCUAGAUCAAGGUUUUUACUUUGCUUUCAAUUGAAUAUAAGGGACAUUUCAGUAAGGUUGUGGUUUCUACAAACUAUAUAUUUAUUAAGGUUUCUAGAGAUCUGGAGAUGAAAUGUUACAGCAUCUCCUGUUAUUACCAUACUACCAAGAGAAAGAGCUAUAGCAAUAUUUAUAUAGUAAUAAUUGUGAUCUCUACUAUUUUAUAUCUCGUGUUCCAAUUACUCCUUGUGAGAUUUUUAAAACAUUUUUAAUAUAAGGUGAAUGUUUAAGGCUUCCUUAGGUUGUGUGUACCCUUCAUGGGAGGCGACUCUUUUUUUUUUUUUUUUUGAUCCUCUUCCUCAGAAAAUUAUUUUCUGCUGACCGUAAUUACUGUGACCAUGUCACCUUCAUGCUUCCAAAAUAAAAGUUCUGCAUAGCCAGGUACUGAGCAUGCUCAGACAUGAAGUAGGAAGCUACUUGUAGCAUUUGUUCAUGGCGUCUCUGUCUGCAGUUUUGUAUAUGCAUUCUCUAUAUAAGUGUCGAGGUUUGGUCCUUCGUAUCUGAGUGCUUAGGACUCUUGCAGUUUCCCUAAGACAACAGUGUACUUGAUUUUGUAUUCUGAGGGAGAUCUCUUACAGCAGACCCUUAGAGAAUGUGAUUGUCAUCUUUGGUUCAUCUCAUCAGGCAUAUUUAAGGGAAGACCAGAGCAGAAGAACAGACAGACAAACUGACCCAUUCCAUACUAUAACCAUUUAUUUAAAAGCAAUAAUUCAUAUGAGCUAAUAGCUGGGCUUUUAAUAGCUGAUUUAUCUUCAAACUAAUAUAAUUUUGGUGACAUUUGUUCUUUCUGAACAUCUUUGUUUAGGCAGUCUUUGGUUUUGUGCAUUAACUUUUUUUAAAAAGUAUGAUAAAGAUUUUUGUUUUUCAAACAUUUUUGUAAAACUGAACUUUCUGUAACUUCAGAGGUUUUCCACUUCCUUCCCAUUGUUUUUGAAGGGAAGUAUCUUUUGAGCUUCAUUAAAUGUACUGCUUAUAUUCUGGAUAGUUCCAUAUUUGAUCUUGUCUAGCUUGCACAAGGAUUCUUCCUUUCAGUGUAUUAAUAGAAAGUGAUCAUAUUUAUGUGGGUAAAUUCAGGGGAUUUGGGGAACAGCUUACAUGAGCUUUAGUAAAAAAAUAAUUGUGUAUGUUUUCUUUAUUAUUGUAAGAUUCUAUGAAAAAUUACCAAGGGAAAGGAAAAAAUAAUACUGAAU
Messenger RNA from Arvicanthis niloticus (Nile rat), 2589 nucleotides. NCBI's taxonomy places the organism in Eukaryota, Metazoa, Chordata, Mammalia, Rodentia, Muridae. The record is from RefSeq and is a predicted model, not a curated record.